AUGACGUGUGGUUUGGCCGUGAAAAGACCUCACGAUUAUGAAGCCUACCUGAGUCCUGAAGCCGGAGUAGAAUUGAAGCGACCUCGUCCCACUCAUUGCUCUCCCUUCCGCCCUCAGCUCGGCACUCUUGCUGCCAACCUACCUCAAACAAGUGGACCGGUGGAGGAAACCGACAACAGUGCCUCGCCUUUUUCUUCCGUUCGCUCAUCAUCGCAUUUAUCGAGUAAUCAGUUGGAGGACUAUCUUCGCACUGAAAUUCGGUACCUGAAGCGUCGGAAGUUGAUUCCGCGGCGCGCUGGAGAGGGGCCAUCGACGGGACCCUCACCACAGGACUAUCGCAGAGGUGCUUCUUCUCCGUCUUCUUCUCACGUAAGUAUUUUAUUUUGUUUCUGCAUUUAGAAAUUGCUAUAAAUUCCGGGAAUAUUUGGUGACAGUGUGGUUCAUUUCAGAGUGGCAGUGAUUCGGAAGGAGAACAGUCAGCCAGCACCCGUUCUCCAUGCUCAUCCGUCGAUAUCAAGAAGGAAUUGUAUGAAAAGCCAGCUUUCUCUCUGAACCAGGUCAAACUGAUCUGUGAUCGUUUGUUGAAAGAGCAGGAAAUGCGUCUUCGCCAUGAAUAUGAGACUGUUUUGAACCGCAAGUUGGAUGAGAAGCACCAGGAAUACGUGCAAUUCGCCAAAGAGCAAUUGGAGCGUCAUUCUCCAGUCGACCUUUCAUGUAAGUUAUAGUCUAAGGUUUCAACCAAGUUAAACAAUAUUCUAAUCAAUGGGUUACAGAUCUUUCCUGA
Bursaphelenchus xylophilus (pine wood nematode) is the source of this 784-nucleotide messenger RNA. The record is from the annotation of a GenBank genome assembly. Lineage: Eukaryota; Metazoa; Nematoda; Chromadorea; Rhabditida; Aphelenchoididae.